AUGGGCACCUGCACAGCCAGCAGUUCCGUUAUAGACAUGUUCAUUGUCGAGCAGCAGCUCGCCAACGCAGUGCGGGGCAUCGACGUCGAUUUCGACUGGGAUGCUAGGCCGCACUUCCCCGUUAUGCUGGAUCUGCCACCAGAUUUUGGAGAGGUCAAG
Molecule: messenger RNA, 159 nt
Organism: Prorocentrum cordatum
Lineage: Eukaryota; Dinophyceae; Prorocentrales; Prorocentraceae
Source: the annotation of a GenBank genome assembly